AUGUUUAUGUCAAGGAAGCCCCCGACUCGUUCCAACCUCCGUCUUGUCUACGGGACUCUCGUCCGGAGAAUGGCAACAGUCAAAGCUGCUAUUCCCCAUAUCGAGCGCACUGCUGCCGAACCUCGGCAUAAUAGGUUGCAUCGCAUAGUCCUGUCGCAGAUCACCCAGGUCAACUCAACGAUCCGUCUCCUGCGACUCAGUCCAGUUGAUAAAGAGCCUAUCAGGUUUCAACCCGGCCAAUGGGUCGACCUGCACAUCCCCACCAUCUAUUCCCCUGGCGGCUUCACGUUGACAUGCACCCCGUCAACACCCCACCUCGAACUCGCGGUCCAGAAACCGCAGGCGUCGGCCCACGACAAGCCAGCAUUCCCCGCGUCGUGGCUCUGGCAGCCCGCGUGCCGAAUCAUCAACUCGGAACUCGCCGUCCGCGUCGGAGGCGGCUUCGUCUGGCCGCCUGCGAACGUGCCCGAGGCAGGGAUCCGGAGGGUCGUGUUCGUGGCCGGUGGCGUGGGCAUCAACCCGCUGAUCAGCAUGCUCGGCUCCAUCGCCGAGGCGGAGGAGCACAGCCGGGGCGGAGCCGGCGGACGGGGCUUCGACGUUCGAUUUCUGUAUUCCGUUCGGGCACUGCAGGGGGCGGGGGGGGCGAGCGAGGAGAUCCUGUUCUUGGAUAGGCUGAGGCGGUUGCUUGCGAGGCUCGGUGGCGAGGGAGAGUUGAGGCUGUUUGUGACGGGCGCAGGCGCAGGCGAGGCGGCGGCGGCGGCGGCGGCGGCUGCAGAAGAGGCUCAGGGUUUCACGGUCGAGCAGAGGAGGAUCCGAAAGAGUGAUUUGGAGGAUGCGUUGGGUAGUAGCGCAAGCGAGAGGGCUGGGACGGUAUGCUACGUCUGCGGCGUGCCUCGGAUGACAGACGAGUUUGUCCAUCUCGCUACCCGAGUGGAAGGAAUGGACGAGAGCAGGGUCCUGAGCGAGAAGUGGUGGUAA
This is a messenger RNA of Drepanopeziza brunnea f. sp. 'multigermtubi' MB_m1, 978 nucleotides long. RefSeq lists its product as uncharacterized. Lineage: Eukaryota; Fungi; Ascomycota; Leotiomycetes; Helotiales; Drepanopezizaceae. Gene Ontology annotation, molecular function: oxidoreductase activity. Gene Ontology annotation, cellular component: mitochondrion. The record is from RefSeq and is a predicted model, not a curated record.